AUGGUGCCAGAGGCGGGUCUGAGCGCUUGGUGCCUGUCCCUGGUGGUGGGUGUCCUGGAGAGGUGCCACACGCGGCAGGGCUGCCGAAGGCGGUUCUCCUCCCCAGUUCCUCCCAGAGGUGCUGGGUUUGUGUGCGGUGCGGAGGAGCCUGGCUGCCGAGCUCUGGGUCUGGGCAUCCUCUCCCGUGCUGUGGGCUGCUGCAAGCAUGUGGCACGUUCAGAGAAAGCAAGCACUUUCUAUGGGUUAAAGAUGCCGUCAGCUGCUUUGCAGAAAGCCAAGUGUCUGGUCUCAGCAGAGGCGGGUGAAGGGCGAAGGUACCCCAGGGAGCGGGAGUUGGCCCGGGAGCUGUGGGACGAGUGUGGGAGGGGGUGGGAAUACAUGUGUGUGCAUUCCCGAGUCUUGAAACGCUUCUCCCAGUUUGUCCUUGACAGGAGCUCUAAUGUGCUCAAGCAUCCUGCAAAAGUAGCGUCGUCUCCCUCAGCGAAUACGUUAGAAGUAAAUCCACGUAACUUGAAGCUCGGAUUGCAGGAGCUGGCUAUCAGCAGUUCACGUAAAGUUCCUGAUAUCCAGCCAAGGAAUGUGUACUUCCGAAAGCACAUAUUCCAAUACCCAGAAAAUUUGCAGAAGAAUUGGCUUCGGGAAUUUUAUCAGGUUGUACAUGCACACAAGCCCCACUUCAUGGCUUUACACUGUCAAGAAUUUGGAGGAAAAAACUAUGAAGCUUCCAUGUCUCACGUGGACAAGUUCGUUAAAGAGUUGUUAUCAAGUGAUGCGAUGAAAGACUACAACAGAGCUCGAGUUUACCUGGAUGAGAACUAUAAAUCACAGGAACAUUUUACGGCUCUAGGAAGUUUUUACUUUCUUCAUGAAUCUUUGAAAAACAUCUACCAGUUUGAUUUUAAAGCUAAGAAGUAUAAAAAGGUUACUGGGAAAGAAAUCUACUCAGACACUUUAGAAAGCACACCCAUGCUGGAAAAAGAGAAGUUUCCACAGGAUUAUUUCCCUGAGUGCAAGUGGUCCAGAAAAGGUUUCAUUCGAACAAGAUGGUGUAUUACUGAUUGUGCCUUUGACUUGGUAAACAUUCACCUUUUCCAUGAUGCUUCCAAUUUAAUUGCUUGGGAAACAAGCCCAUCGGUUUACUCAGGAAUACGGCAUAAGGCUCUUGGCUAUGUACUUGAUAGAAUUAUAGAUCAGCGGUUUGAGAAAGUUUCGUAUUUUGUCUUUGGAGAUUUCAACUUUAGACUGGAUGCCAAAGCAGUAGUAGAGACACUAUGUGCAAAGGCUACAAUGCAGACUAUCCGGGCAGCUGACACAAAUGAAGUAGUCAAGCUGAUAUUUCGUGAAUCUGAUAAUGACCGAAAGGUUAUGCUACAAUUAGAAAAGAAGCUCUUUGACUAUUUUAAUCAAGAUGUAUUUAGAGAUAACAAUGGCACUGCGCUUUUAGAAUUUGACAGAGAGCUGUCAGUCUUUAAAGACAGACUGUAUGAACUGGACAUCUCAUUUCCUCCCAGUUACCCAUACAGCGAGGACUCCAGCCAGGGAAAGCAGUACAUGAAUACGAGAUGUCCAGCCUGGUGCGACAGAAUCCUGAUGUCCCACUCAGCCAAGGAGCUCAUUCUGAAAUCAGAAAAUGAUGAGAAGAUAGUAAUAUAUGACCACAUUGGGCCAAAUGUCUGCAUGGGGGAUCACAAGCCUGUGUUCCUGUCCUUUCGAAUAGCUGCUGGGGCAGGUAAACCUAUUGCAAAUGUGCACAAGUGUUGUGUCGUGCAGUGAUGUGGUGGAAAAAGAUGCCUACGAAAUGAGAAGAUUUUCCGUGAAACCACACUGUAGCAAGGAGGGGAAGGAAUACGCAGUAUACUGAAAUAAAUAAUCGUAACAACUGUAUUGAUAAAUCAAGUCCCGAGUGCCACAUUUUUAGACUGCUGAUCGUACACUAUGCUUCAGCAUCUGGACUCUGUUCGAGAAAAGCCUCACAUACCUCACUGUCUUGUAUGUUCAUGUGACAUCAAGUAGAAACGUGGAAUUAUUUUUUAUAUAUAUGUCACAAUUCUGUUGCCAAAACUCUAAAUAGACAGCAGAGAUGUUAUGUAUUUUAGAUUUCACAACUUUCAACUUUUAAUAAGUGUUUGUCAAUGUGGAAAAGCUAUUUCAGCAUAUUAUAAACUUUUAAAGGUGUCAUGCCUAACAUUAUAUAUCUUUACCACUUUGGGGUUUUGUACAUUGGAUUGUAUAGAUAGAGAUAUUGAUGGUUUUAAAUGGUAUUUUCUUUGUUGACCAAGGCUUAUGGUUUGUGUUUUAGUUUUAGUAUUUUUUUCAUUUUUAUAAUUUUUUUUCUCAUGUUAUUUACUAUACUGCCAUGUUACAUGGUUUUUGAAUCACACAGCAGCUGCUUUCUAUACAUACAUAUAUGUGUGUGUAUAUAUAUGUAUGUAUGUGUAUAUAUACACAGAUAUAUAAAUAAUUUAUAAACCUGACCAAAACUUACGCUAAAUAUACUUUCCAGUAUGAAUGCUUGAGAGUGCCAUAUCAGCAGUUAGUGUUGGAGUCUUAACAGGUUUAGUUAAGUGUACAUCCACAACCAACAUUUAUAUAAGAAAUAAUAUAUAGCAGUGCCAUCCUGGAUACAGAUAUAUAGCAUACUAUAUAGCACAUAUAUUAGCAGUUUCACUUUGUUACUCCUAUAAUCCCUUCUUUCUAUGUAAUAUUAAGGAUUGAAUGUGAAGUUCUUAGCUAGGUUUGGGUGUAACUUUCCAGAAUUUUGUAAACUGUUUUUGUCCGUCUUUUGUUACUGUUUUAUGGUGCCAAGUAUUCUAUAUUGAACCAAUAACAACACGGGAGAAGAAAAUAAUAGUCUGCUUCAGGUAGCAACUGUAUUGGACACCGACUGUAUUUAUACAGCGUUAAAGAAAAAAAAACAACCUGUAAAUUUUCCUGGUUAGUAGCUCCGUGCAGCCUACAAUAUAAUCUCGUUACGAACAUUUUUCUCCCACCACUAAAUACAACAUUAAAAGGUGAUUAGGGAGUCUGUUGAUGAAACACAAAUGUAUGUUUUAUUGAUUUAAUUUAGAACACUACAGAGUUCAUGGACUGCGUGAUGGCAUUAGAUUGAUGCUUGGUUUGGGUAUAAAUCACUACCAUUGGAAAUGAUUUGAUGUCCGCUUGCAGAAUGUUUUCUCGACAGCACAGCCUGGGUUCAUACGAAGCACCGUUGCCCAAAGGGUGCCUGCAGCUCUGUACUGCUAUUGUGCCAUGUUGCAUUAUAACCACACAGUAAUUCUAUUUAAGCGAACUCAACUCAUGGUAACUUUGAAGGCCUUUAGAAAUGAGUACUCUGGUUCUCAAGCAAUAAAACUGAUCAUGGUGAA
Nipponia nippon (crested ibis) is the source of this 3365-nucleotide messenger RNA. The record is from RefSeq and is a predicted model, not a curated record. NCBI's taxonomy places the organism in Eukaryota, Metazoa, Chordata, Aves, Pelecaniformes, Threskiornithidae.